Molecule: messenger RNA, 1968 nt
Organism: Pundamilia nyererei
Lineage: Eukaryota; Metazoa; Chordata; Actinopteri; Cichliformes; Cichlidae
Gene: sptssb
Product: serine palmitoyltransferase, small subunit B
Exons: 2
Coding region: 332-718 (128 amino acids)
Biological process (GO): ceramide biosynthetic process; endoplasmic reticulum organization
Cellular component (GO): serine palmitoyltransferase complex
Molecular function (GO): serine C-palmitoyltransferase activity
Source: RefSeq, a predicted model, not a curated record
GGAGGCUGCUUUGGAAAUGCUUUGUGAGCUGCAUUCAGCUGAACGCGCUUCUUGCCGUUCUGUGUAUGAUCUCUUGUCGCUUUAAUAAUUUGGUUUCCUCUAAUGAAAUGCAAACUACAGCAUGCCGGGGUUGCGGUACACCAGUGUGGUCUCUGCUUGUUUGUCCGUUUUCCAUCCUCCUGCUGCUCCUGCUGCUGUUGCUUGAUUGCUCGCUGCUGUCUACGUCAGAGGUGGCGCAGUGUCGGGCUGCAGCAGCAUGGUGGGACAGAGGCGAUGCGACACCGACUGAACAAAGUUUAAAGAUGCCGCACAAAGCAGCAGCACACCACACAUGGCUGGGAUAGAGGUCCGGCCCAGUCAACGCCUCUCCACCGUGCCUCUUAUGCAAGGACUGUUUUCUUUUUCUAUGCGUAAACAAACACCGCCUAUGCAUCGCAUCUUUCGGACACUCCACCUGCGUGAUCUGCGAGCCAGAAUGAACUUCAAGAACUUGAGGGAGUACCUGGCUUGGUUAUACUACCAAUACCUGCUCAUCACCGGCAUCUAUGUCCUGGAGCCGUGGGAAAAAUCCAUCUUCAACUCCAUCCUCUUCUCUGCCAUCGCCAUGGUCGUCUACACCUCAUACGUCUUUGUACCCAUCCACGUGCGCCUGGCGCUGGAGUUUUUCUUAGGUAUCUUUGGCGGCCAGCCGGAGAGCACCAUGGCACUCAUGACCUAAAAGAAACAAAACAAAACAUGAAGGUAAAGAGACAGAAAAUGUGUGGAUGAGCAUGAAUCUGUCAUCAUAUUUUCUUAUAACUCACCUCCUUAGAUCCUAGAGCACCUUGAGCCCUCCUUUUACAACAAGCUCGCCCUAAACCAGGCAAUCAGCCACCUCUGCGAAUCACGACUGAAAACAUGAAGAUCUUAAUGGAACGAUGUGGAAAUCAGAGCCUUACUAUCUUCUUUACAUCCCAAACCCUCCAGCCUUACCCCAUGGUAUUAGACAGGCAGCAGAACAGUGCUUUCACACAUGUCCUGUGAGAUGUCUUAUGAUAUGUUGUUUGUCCUUAUUGAUUUUUUUGUUUGUUUUUGUUUUUUUGUUGUGUUUAUCACCAUAUGUCCUGUGUGAGUGCAUACCACAUAUGUGUUUUGCAUGAUAGGGUCAUAUAUGGGCAGUCGAUUUGCAUGCUCAUCUCACUAUGAAAUACUACUAGACUUGCUUCUUUUUUUUUAUUGCCUUUUAAGCUCCAGACUCACUAUUUACAAAAAAGCAGACCGAUCAUUUUAUAGCGUCUGAAUCCAGUCUGUAAAAUUUAUGUCUGGCAUUCUGAAUUUACAGCUCACUACAGAGCAAGCUGUCACGUUUCAAGUGUUACACAGUGAGAGGCGACUACGUGAGUUCGAGAUGAUUUUAGACACAGCCCAAAUUUCCUUCAGAGCUGUGGAAGGCAUUAUAUGUCAGGCUCUGUGGGACUUAAUGCAACAGGUAAACUAAACUUGCAAUGCAACAUCAGUGACGUUUCCUUUUUAAGUGUGUGUAUGUUCGUUUAUCUGAUGUAUCUGUGAUGCCAUGUUAUCUCGUGCACUCACUCUGGGUGGUUAAUCUGUAGUUUUGCAUCAGAACCGCUAUCACUGGGUUUUGUUUUUUUGUUUUGGUGUUUGUUUGUUUUUAGUUGCCUUUAUGAGCUGUAAUACUGACUGGCAGGGCACAUUACACAUUUCACGUAGAUGUCAUUUAGCUGAUCUUAACAGAGAGGACUGAUAAAAAGCCCAACCUAUGCAAUGAGUCUUAAAAGGUUCGUGUUAAGACUCUGUUAAACAGAUUUUCCCAGUCAGUGUGAGUAAUAUUAAGCCAAAAUAACAGAAGAGAUACGUGCCGAGCCCUGCUUUAUCUCUAGUUUAUUAACUGUUGGCAUUUCUGGUAGUUGUACUCAGCUCUGAGCUUGAGCAAAUAUUGAUACAACACACCUUUGUGUUGUAGGCUUG